GCGCCGCUUCCGGCGCACGUGGGGCCCGCGGACACAUGGCCGUGGUGAGCGGGACCGGGAUCGGGACACCGGGAGCUGUGCUGGGGGACCUCCUGACCCCCGGGUUCCCCGGCUGGGCUCCUCCUGCACCCCGGUCCCUUUAGGGUGUUUCUCCCCUCCGCAGGAUCCACGCCGCGUUCCCCCGUAGCGGCUCCUUCUCCCCCCCGCGGAGCAUGUCGCCGGACGAGGACGUGCAGCGGCUCCUGAUCCAGUUCCGGGACGAGGCGGGGGAGUCCCUGGGCUCCCCCUUCGACGUGCCGGUCACCAUCACCCCGGACAAGCUGCAGCUGGUCUGCAACGCGCUCCUGCAGAAGGAUGAACCGGUGCCUCUCGCCUUCUUCGUCCACGAUGCCGAGAUCGUGGUGUCGCUGGAGAAGACCCUGGCGGGGCAGAGCGUGGAGACGGAGAAGGUCCUGGACAUCAUCUACCAGCCGCAGGCGGUGUUCAGGGUGCGGGCCGUGACCCGCUGCACCAGCUCCCUGGAGGGACACACCGAGGCCGUCAUCUCGGUGGCCUUCAGCCCCACGGGAAAGUACCUGGCGAGCGGCUCCGGAGACACCACCGUGCGCUUCUGGGACCUCAGCACGGAGACACCGCAGUUCACGGCCAAAGGUCACCGGCACUGGGUGCUCAGCAUUGCCUGGUCACCCGAUGGCAAGAAGCUGGCCUCGGGCUGCAAGAACAGCCAGAUAUUUCUCUGGGACCCGGCCACCGGCAAUCAGAUCGGCCGGGUGCUCGCUGGCCACUCCAAAUGGAUCACAUGUCUGUGCUGGGAGCCGCUCCACAUAAACCCAGAGUGCCGCUACCUGGCGAGCGCCUCCAAGGACGGCAGCAUCCGCAUCUGGGACACACUGAUGGGCAGGUGUGACAAAAUCCUCACGAGCCACACGCAGUCGGUGACGUGUGUGAAGUGGGGGGGUGACGGCUUGAUCUACUCCUCCUCCCAGGACAGGACCAUCAAAGUCUGGAGGAGCCAGGACGGCGUCCUCUGCCGCACCCUGCAGGGCCACGCUCACUGGGUGAACACCAUGGCCCUGAGCACCGACUACGUCCUCCGCACCGGUGCCUUCGAACCUGCCGAGGCCACCAUCAACCCGCAGGAUCUGAGCGGCUCCUUGGCAGAACUGAAGGACAAGGCACAGCAGAGGUAUGACCAAGUCAGGGGCCAGGAACCAGAAAGGCUUGUCUCGGGAUCGGAUGAUUUCACGCUGUUUCUUUGGAGGCCAGCAGAAGACAAGAAGCCACUAGAGAGAAUGACGGGCCACCAGGCAUUAAUUAACCAAGUCCUCUUCUCGCCAGACACCCGGAUAAUUGCCAGCGCUUCCUUUGACAAGUCCAUAAAGCUCUGGGAUGGCAGGACAGGGAAGUACGUGACGUCGCUGAGGGGACACGUCUCGGCUGUGUAUCAGAUCGCCUGGUCAGCCGACAGCCGCUUGCUGGUGAGCGGCAGCAGUGACAGCACGCUGAAGGUCUGGGAUGCCAAGACGAAGAAACUGGCCGUUGAUCUGCCCGGCCAUGCAGACGAGGUGUACGCAACAGAUUGGAGCCCCGACGGACAGCGGGUGGCAAGUGGAGGGAAGGAUAAGUGUUUGCGGAUAUGGCGCCGAUAGGAGCAGCGACACGAAGCUGCUGGUCCCGUCCGAAGCUGCCUGUCCUCAUCACAACCUGCCCGGGAGAUCUGCGAGGUGAUGGGCGACGGAGGCCGACCGGAGCACAACUCCCUGUUCCUCUUGGCUGCUCUCCCUCAUGGACUCUUUCCUUAUAUUUAUUUAAGGAAAUUUUAAUUCUAGUUCUUAUUAAGAGCUGUGCUUUGCAGGAUGGUUUCCUCUGAACAUUACAGGAGGGUUAUCUCAUCUGCCUCCA
Messenger RNA from Columba livia (rock pigeon), 1902 nucleotides. RefSeq names its product notchless homolog 1 (gene NLE1). Gene Ontology annotation, cellular component: nucleolus. The transcript is spliced from 13 exons. The record is from RefSeq and is a predicted model, not a curated record. Gene Ontology annotation, biological process: Notch signaling pathway; ribosomal large subunit assembly. The coding region runs from base 213 to 1649 and encodes 478 amino acids. Gene Ontology annotation, molecular function: protein binding. NCBI's taxonomy places the organism in Eukaryota, Metazoa, Chordata, Aves, Columbiformes, Columbidae.